AAGGAGCCGCGCCGGCGCGGCCGCCCGCUGGCCGUGCCCUCCCCGGCCUGCCCCCUCGGCGCCCGUCCCUGCCCAGGGCAGGCGGCGGCCGGGCAGCGCGCCUCAGCGCGGCGCCGCCAUGGCGCUGGACGUGGAGGCGGCUGGCGCUCCCCUGAGCUCUUUCCUGAGGGACUUCCCGGCGCCGCUGGGCCCGGCGGAGCCACUGCCGUGGAGCUCCGCGGGCAGCGGCGCCCUGAGCAAGGCCGAGGUGCCGGGCGCGCUGGCCGAGCGGGCGAGGAGCCUCCUGGGCGGCAGAGGUGUUUCACCACUUCUUGCAGCAUCAUUGAUCCAUGCUGCGGUUGACGAAGUUCUCCAAACAGACUUGACUGAAUUUAAGCAGCAAAGUGUGGAAACAGAGGGAGAAGGAGAUGAGGAAAGGUUCACCUUGCUGGAUGGAGAGUCAUUGCAGCGCUGCUUCUUUAACAAGCUUCGGGAUGUUUGCUUUGAGUGGCAGAAGCAGCUGCCACCACUGAGACCACUGAAGCGAUUCCUGCUUGUUUCCAUCCACGCCAUCCGUAACACUCGCCGGAAAAUGGAGGACCGCCAUGUUCUGCUCCCAGAGUUCAAUCAGCUGUUUGGUUUAUCAGAUGACGUUGAUCGCGCUUACUUUGCGGUAUUUGAUGGCCAUGGUGGAGUGGAUGCUGCCAAUUAUUCAGCAACCCAUUUACAUGUAAAUGUUGGGCUACACAAAGAGAUUGUUAAGAAUCCAGCUGAGGCCUUGAAAUGCUCUUUCCAGAAGACAGAUGAAAUGUUUCUUUUCAAAGCCAAAAGAGAGAAGCUGCGGAGUGGUACAACAGGUGUAUCUGCAUUGAUUGUAGGAAACAAGCUACACAUAGCAUGGCUAGGGGACUCACAGGUAAUGCUUGUGCAGCAAGGAAAAGCUGUGACGUUAAUGGAACCUCACAAACCAGAGAGAGAAGAUGAGAGAGCACGUAUUGAGACUCUGGGUGGUUGUGUAACCUAUAUGGACUGCUGGCGGGUUAAUGGUACCUUGGCUGUUUCCAGAGCAAUUGGUGACAUAUGUCAGAAACCCUAUAUCUCUGGUGAUGCAGAUGGAGAUUCGUUUGAGCUGACUGGUUCUGAAGAUUACUUGCUCCUAGCCUGUGAUGGAUUCUUUGAUGCUAUCAAGCCAUCUGAGGUUGUAGACUUGGUCCUAGAUCAUUUAAUGCAAACCAAAGGAGUGGGUCUCAAAGCAGCAGAGAGACUGGUGGCUGCUGCAAAGGAAAACGGAUCCAGUGAUAACAUCACUGUUCUAGUGGUGUUCUUGAGGGAUCCUCAGGACAUCUUGGCAGACUGUCUCAAAGACCCUAAGAGCCUUGGGGCUGGUGAUGAUGUUCGGAGCUCACCCUUUAAUUUCCUCAGCUGUGAGGCAGCAGCCACACAGUGACAAAAUCUGCUUAAUCCAGAGCGUUCAAGUAAGUUCACGUAAGGAGCUGCCUUCCACUGAAGAAGCCUCUAAUACAAUAGGCAAAAUGUAUCAGGAGAAAAAUGACAAAUGGACAAACAUUUAAUAGAAAGGCAAGACUGCUUUUACUGAGUUCUCAUUUGUCUUUUCCUUCCUUCCCUCUCCCUUCAAAAAACUGUGAGCAGAUGUGGAGAUUUGUACAGCUCUAUCGUCUCUGGGAGCAGAAUUCUAAAGUGUGUCUCAGGGCUGCUGGUCAUAUCUCUCUGCCCUGGAAGUGGUAAGAAACCAUAGUAUGUAUAAACUAAUGGGUGAGGAUACCUGUUUGUGAAUUCUGAGUGAAAAUCUAAAUUAGCGCUUAAAAAGAGUGUUGUAUGUUGUAUUUGCUUGUGAUGUUACUUUGGAGAUUGGGAGGAGAGGAGCUGUCACUAUCACAGAAAAGCUUGUUGCUGUGUGUGGUCUGUAGGGACAGGUUUGGUGUGCAAGAGACUGGGUGGGUUACAACAUUAUGCUAUGUAAGUUGCUUUUGUUUUGUACCAAAGAUGAUAUUACAAGAAUGAUGUGGUCUCUUUAUUCGGAGACAUUUAAUUUUUUGUGUAUGGAGAGCAGAAAAUGAAACUGAAUGCUCCAGAAAAAGAGCAAGAAAGCAAACUGGAGAUAUCCCAGGCAAAUACAAAAUUGGCUGCUUUCUGUGAUGCUCUGGUUUAUAAACUGGAAUCCAAUAUUCAACUGCACUGGAUUAUUUCUCCCUAACAAACACACUUUAUUGGCUGUUUGGCAACCUGAGAAGAAAGGACCCUUAUUGUUGUAUUUGAGGGAGAUCUUUAAAGUAUGUAUGCUGUAGCAGUUAAAUCUGCUCUUUCUGCCACUUCUUUGUGUACUAUAACAAAUGAGGAUUUUAUUUUUAUUCUGAGUGUUUAUUUGUUUAUUUACUGAACUGUACAGUUGGAGGCAUUUUUUGCAGUGUUACUUUUUUUCAUUGUGGUUUUUAUUUAAAUUAGAGUUUUAAAGUGGCUGUGUCUUUAUUAUCUGGUUUUAAAAACUGACAACCCUCAAGUGCCUUAAAUAUUUCACCCAAGGAUUGCUGGCUUCCUGUCGUAUUCUGGUGAGCCAGUUUAUAACAUUUUUAAAAUGUGACCUUUUUUAUUUCAUUAAUACUAAUGUUUAAUGCACUUAAAUGUUUCAUUUUUGUGAAUUAUUUUAGUGGGAACUAGGUUUCAGGAAAACAUCUCUUUCAUUGUUGCCAGAACUUGUGGCUUGUAGUAAAAGCUUCACAAUACUUACUGUGACUUACCCCCUGCUCCAUGCAAAAAGCUCUGGUUAGUUAAUCAUAAAGUAAUGGUCUGAUUUGUUACGACUUUCAUUAAAAACAAAUACACUUCUGACCUUCACAAGAAAAUUUCAUAAAACAAACUAGAAACAGUUUGGUAACAGUUUUUGAUUAAUAGAUGGUUAAUUUGGCCAUACUUCAUGAACUUUUGGGGCCUAAAUAACUUUCUAAGGAGAUGUGAAGCUAAGGUGAGGAUGAAAGAAUUUUAAUGAAUGUGUAGGUUGUUGUGCGACUGUUAGAUCCAUUACAUGCUGGAGCCUCUGGUUGUGUUUUGUCUUGCCUGGCUAGCAGGACUCAACAAGAUCUGAAGGCUCAAUGGUAAAUGUGUUAGUAAUUUCUGUAUCUAAACAAAAAGUACUUUACAUCUGGCAGCAAGAUUGUAUGCCUAAUUUAGAAGCACAUGGCAUUGCAAUAUGUCAGUCCUGUUGAUUAAAAUGUGUUGAACAUUAAUGUUGCUUCGGGAGGAAAUUUAGGUAGAAGAGUUGAAAUGGCUAAAUGGAAGAACAGAGCAGCACAGUUCAUGUUCGUAGUGUCUCUGAAUCUUUAGCUGUGUGGGGCAGUGCAGUUACCUGAGCGACUUGAGUAUUUUGCUGGAUUAGUGUGGAUGAUUGUAGGGUUUAACAGAGAAACACCUCGGUGAGCUACCAUCUCAUUACAUAGUAACUUGGACAGUGGCUUCCUUGUUUGCUGGGCAACAACAGGAGCUUUUCCUCUGAGAAGGUUGCAAGCACUUUUCCAUCCUGCAUUUUGCUGUCCUAAAAUAACGUGGGCAAGGCUUUCUGUGAUGGCACCCUGGUAGGGUAGGUAGUAAUUUUUGUAGUGAACCUACCUGAGCUAAGGACACCUUUAGACUUCAGUUGUAAUACCUUUGGAUUUACCAUCUCCUAUCUCUUUAAUUUCUAACCCAGAUAUUCAGUGUUAUGCUAAAUUCUGAUGACCACUAGUGCCUCUUGGUGUCUUGGAAAUAGUUCUCAUUAAUGUUCUCACUGUUAUCUGAGGUUUAUCAGGAGACGGAGAAGCUAUUGUAUUCAUGAAGGGAGAUGUGAAAUGUUGGUAAGUUUGGUUUCAUAGUAUGGUUUAAUUUCUGAAACUUGCCAAAUUUCCUGAAACAUUGAAGGUGAACAAGCCAAACUCUUUGUAAUGAUCCUUUUAUUUCAAACUUUUUGGGGCAGAUUUCCCUUACAGAGGAAAAGGUCUUAGGUCUUUCAAUGGAUACUUAUAGCUAUCUGAGAAUAUCCUUUUUUGUUUCAAAAUAUGAUAGAUUUCUUUUUUUUUAAUGGGAUCUAAGUGAAAUGGGCUUUUAGAAUCCUGUCUGUGGUAAUCAAAUAUUUUAAUUCUUAAGCUGUGCUCUAGGGAAUAAAUUCUGCAUUCUGAGAAGCUGUUCCCUUAUAUAGAUGUUUUCAUUCAGAAUGACCUAGUGCCUCAUUUUCAGAUGUGAGUGGAUAGGAACAGUCUUUGGGAACUCAUACAGAUUUCAGAAACUUCUUACUAGCUUUGAAAGGUCUGGUUGGGUCUAUAGGAGUUGUAAUUGGGUCAAAAAUGGCAGUUUGUAUCCUGUCAGUGGAAUAAGUAAGUCUUAAUGUGUAGUCUACAGUAAAAUUCCAAAUACUAUUUGGGAGGAAGGUUGGUUUUGGAGAUGUCUCAUCUAUUCUUGACAGCCCGAUCAUAACCUACGGAAAUGUCUGUCUUUUUUUUAAAAAAAAUAAACCACUGAAAAAUCAACAUUUUAAUUUGAUGUUAAAUCAGCAAUGAAAGCGUGACACAGAAUGCAAGUAUGGAUUUUGGAAGUGCGCUUCUAAAAUUCUACUGAAAAUGGUCAUCAGGAUGGUCUUCUCUUGGGAUGACCAGGCAACCUCCAACUUUUUUUCACUUGUGACUUUGAUACCACUUUUAGAAGCCACCAGUUAUAAUGCAUAAUACUGUUGUAAGAUGUGCCACUAGUAUGAGUGGUGAGGAGAGAGGGACAGGAGCUCUAGCAGAAGGUACGAAGUUAAACUGUGUAGUUCAAAAUAUGGAACGGUGUUAGGUUUUGAAUUUGCAGUACUAAUCUGCUACAUUAGCUUUUCUUAUAUCUCUCCUUUUAAAACUUCUUGGAUUUCUGGUGUUGGCUGUUUUGUUCUGUUUUCCUGCCCUCCUUUGGUUAAAAAUAGUAUGUAGUUUGGGUGAGAGAAUGCUCUCACCUCUCUGGGCCUUCCCAGUGUCAUCUCCAAUAUACUAACACUUGUCCACCAAUGUCAAAUUGACUAAUGACAAAUUAACUAAUUUGCUUGUUUCCUUGUUGUCUUUCCUGAUGGAUCUGCAACGAAAUUCUUGAGUCUAGCCAAAAUCCUUGAAGCUGCAGAAGUUAGCUGAGGAUUCAAGGCAAAUGUUCAAUGAAAAAUAAAAGUGUUUUCAUAUUUUAUUAGACUCCAAAUGAAUGUUUGCUGCUGUAUUUUUAACAUCCAGCAUCAGAAAAAUUGCUCUUUAAAGGAGCCUGCAUUUUUAAAACAGAACACACUUAAAUUCUUAUUGUGUUUGGUUGAAAACUAGCUUUAGUCAUGCUGCGUAGUGGGUAUCCAGCAUCUCUUUUGCUUAUGGCUAAUUCAUACUUCUGUCUUUCUUUCCCUUCCCUGUCCCACCCUCUCCUACGAAGAAACACACCUAAGACAGUGAAGUCUUCUGGGUCUGACAUAGACAAGAUUACAGUUUUACAAAUUAUGUUUGUUGGGGGCUUGGUUUGGGUGGGGUUUUUUUGAGAAUACAGAGGACAGAAAUGCAGGAAAAUUUUUAGAACAGAGGGAGAUUAAGUAAAAUCCACCCUCUGAGUGAUGGAGGAGUGAAAGAGAGAGACAGGAAUGCAUUUAAGUAUUAUUAAUGCCUAUUUUAAAAUGGAAGUGGGCUGGAAAAUAGAGCUACAAAUGUCAGUUCUUUCGAGUGAAAUACCAGUGCUUGAAAGGAUUGGAAACACACCCAUUAAAAAGGCAAAACUCAGAUGUGGUAGCUGUCUUCAAACAGCCAAGGAAGGAAUCACAGUAAAAGCAUCCGAGGUGACUUACUGUGACCCCUCAACACUGUCUUGGAAGCUAAUGAUGCUAAAUGGGUUUUUCUAAGCAUCCUUAUGUGUAAGGUAGUGCUAAGAGGGAGCAUUCAGUAUAUGCAGUUACUGGUCACCGUGCAACUGCUGCCAUGAGUAAAUGCCAUGAAGUGUGUUAAUGAAUCGAUACGGCUGGUGAGCUCUCAGAAGAUGAGUAAUUGGGCACGGAGUGGUUACAGCAGAGUUGGCAGUUGAAUAGUGUUAAUCACAGUGAUGACUUUAAUAGCAUUUAAUAGACACUUAUCUGAAUUCAAAGUCAGAUGAGAUACUGCUCUUUUUAAAAGCAUUUCCACUGCUAUUAGCUUUCAUGAAAAGCCACUAAAAUUUCCAUAUUUUUGUUGGCUGUUGGGAAAAGUGCUUCUCUUGCUUUCUGAAUUCUGGAGAUAAGUUGGCUGUCUGCACUGGAAAACCCAUUUUGGGUUGACAGCUUAAAGCAGCUGUUUGGGGUUAAAACUUCCCUCCCAGGCAAUCCUUUAAAAACUUAACAAAAAGGUGCUUCCAAAACAAGUGGCUGAGGAACACAGGUACUUCUAAAUGGCACUGCACAAAAAACUCUUAAACUGUAAAGCCCAUAGACAAUUGAGCUGCUUGAAGUAUAAAUUCAGAUUGCAGCUCCACUCUUUGUGUAAGUGAGACUCUGUUGGUUAAAUUACUCAUACUCUUGUGGAUGCAGGUACUUAAUGCACAGCACCAGAUAUGUCUAUUUCUGUUCUUAUAGUACUGAAGUAUCAAGCAAAUGCUUUAGGGAGAAGGCGGGGGGAUGUUAGCCACAACAGAGCAGAUUGCAGAUGAUUCAUAUGUAAUUUAGCUCUAGUUAAGCCUGAAUUAAAUUUCCCUGCUUACUUCUUUUUCUGUCCCUUUUACAACUGGGCCUGUGCCAUCAGACAAAAUCCUACUAGGAAGCAAUAGUCCAUUCCCCCUUUCUGAGGAGCAAACAACUCCUGAUGGACAAAGUGUCAUUCAGGAAGGGUUGGAGAGGGAGAAAAAUGAGCUUUCAAAUGAGUGCAAAACUUGCCAAUGUACGCUAAGUGAUGUAUGCUCUAUGAGCACACGUUUCUAGCAGGUCUGAUCGCAUUUGAAUAGUUGGGCUGGAAAACAAUGGGCUUUCUGCCAAGGGUAGUCAUAACCUUCCAAAACUGACAGCACCAAAACCAAGGGGCUAGUCCUCCCUGCUUUCCUAAAUGGAGCCCACUAAAACAGCCAGCCCUCUUGAGCAUUUGCUUUGAAGCAUUGACAGUUCUAAGAGCUAAGCCAGCCGCUUUCUGCAUAUGUUUUGAUUGUUUGUAAUACAUUUACUGGAUUUUACUUUAUCUAAAGUUAUUUUUAGUGGUAUCAGUCAUGUCAUCUGAGGAGUAAUCGAAUGGAGAGAUGAGGGAGAGUCUGGACCUGAACACUUAUCUGUCAUAGACCUUCUUAAAAUACUACCUUAAAACGGACUGGUAGGCUCUUGCAAUAACCUUAUCUGAAUAGAACAGGAAACCAAAAUGUUAGAGAGAAUCACUUAAACCUUUAUUUUGGUGUGACCCAUCAGAACCUGAACACUCACACAAGACUUCCCCACAAACUGAUCAAUGUUGCUAGUUUAAUGUGUUUUCCAAGCUGUGCAUGCGGCUGCUGGAGCACACAAAAAUAAACAAAAGACAGCUGUGUUGGCAGCAUAGAAAAUUCAGCAAGAUGCAGCUUUUGUCAAACAGAAGAGGACAAAAUCAAUAAGAAAAGAAAUUUUUUCAAGCUUCUUGGAAUGCAAACAAUGGUAUGAAAAAAAGCAACCUAGAAGAGUUGGCAGUGCACUGUCAGCUGAAAAUCACUGUUUUAAGCAAAUGAAUUUGGCUGCUUUGUAAUGUCUGCUUUAUUUUGUUAACAAACUCCUCUCAGUCACGGUUUUAUGUCUUGUUGUUAUGUGCUUUUUAGUCUGAAGAGAGAAGAUAUAUUUAACUUUCUAAGGAGCUGAAUGUAUCUGGGCUUUGUAACCAGUUAGAUUAUGAUUAUUGAAUUUUCUCUCAAGUAUUACGCCCGAUUACUAAUUUCCAGGAGAUAUUAAUAUAGCAAGUACUGGACUUAACUAAUGAUUAAAUGGUUCUGGAUUUCCACACACAAGAACAUCAGUCUUCCCUGAUCUAGCGGAUCUUCUUGAAGUUCAUUAUCAUUUGUGUGGCAUGUGGAAGGUUUGUCACUUCAGCGAACAGCUGGAAGGUGUGACCAUCGCUCCCUGCAGGAAGUAUUUACCUUUUUAUCUAAUGAGUAAUGGUUCCUUUUGGAUGUCUAAGGAUGAAGAGAUAAUUGCUGGGAAACUAGAGAGAUCCAAUGGGGACCUUCUCAGGGCAGUGAAAUACUAUGACUUCCUCUUUUUCAUGUUGCCCCUUCUAACUUUGUUAAAAGGCAUUCUGCUUAAUACUGGAUGAUUAAGGCUGCUUUCUCCUCCCUCUCCCCUUUUUUUCCUUUUUUUUUUUUUCCUUUUCAUUGGGUUUAAUAAUAGCAAGAUGUUUGUUUUAUUGGGGGUUAAAACUUCAUACUGGCAAAAAAAGGCCAGUGUAAAGUUUUAAAAUUAAGUACUUUGAAAUACCUUUUCUGAAAGUCAGUCCUGUUCUGUCUCCUUCUUACUCUCUUCCCAAUUUUCUUCUAUCUUUUAUGUCCUUUUACAUUGUCAUCCCCCCUCCCCAAAAUGCUGCUCUUAGACUGUAAGCUCCAUUAGCUCUUAAGUCAGUUUAGUUGCCACUUUAUAAUUUCAAUUUCAUCUGUGUUCUCAGUGAAUGUGAUCUGAUCUUUGGAGUUGGAGGUCUGCAACACCGUGAGUGUAGAAAGUACCAUGUCAGCUAGGAAGAUAAGAGAUUACAACAACUGUUGUGUCUUUGGCAUUGACCAGUAUUGGAUGUGUAAGAAGAAAACCCUGUUAUUUGCAUGUUAUUCUGCAGGAAUACUUAAGCUUAUUUCAGGUAACAGUAGCUCUCGUCCUGAAUACAGGACUUCAGAAAGAGUCUUUUCUCUGUAUUUCCUUGUUCCUGCAGUUUGUGUGUUCAGACAUUUGCACUGUUUAGAAGCAGGGGGGGCUUUCUAACUUUCUUUACCGCUUCAGUUCUUUCUCUUUCUUGCCCUAGCUGACGGAACAGGCAGGUUGGUAACUGCAGCAUACCCCAUGGCUAAUCAACCUCUCAGUCAGUGUAACUCUUCAGUGUCUGCUCUGUACAGUAUCUUCAAUCCUGUACUUAUUUAGUGGUAAGUUAGACUUCUGUAACUACUCCUGCUGACUUAAAAAUAUGUGUUCUUAUCAGUAUUAAAAUAGUACAAGAGCAGAACUGUUGCUUUAGGCACAUUUCUUGCCACUGUGUUGGCUAACGAACCUUGAAUGAAAGUAAGAGGGCCAGUGACUUUGAAAUAGGAGCUGUUAGCCAAGUGUUGUAGAAUCUUAGUCCUUAUUUAUUUUGUAUGCUAAUCUGCACUUGUGACCCUGAGCAGAAAAGCUGCAGUACAGCAGGUUUUAUAAGCUGUGGCUUAACCAGUUAUCUAGUAUCUUAAAACUCUUAUUUAAGCUGACUGGUUUUGUGCACAGGUCAGAAACCUGUUGUCAUUGAUCCUUAAAUGCUAUGCAUAUUGUACAUUCAUUUACAUGGAUUGUUCUAAUAGUGCUCGUGUGUAUUAUGCUACAUUACCAUAUUUUUUUAUAUAUAUAUAUAUGUAUGUAUUGCAUGAGGUUUCAUUGUUGGUUUGGUUUUUUUUAUUGUCACUUUUGUAUUCACACAGUGCCUCAUGUAUCUGUUUGCAUAUUGCAAGAAGUUGUUUCAAAGCAGUGAUUGGGAACAGGUGGGGAGAACUCUCCACUGUAUGAUCUGAUGUUUCUGAAGUAUUAAUAAAGUAUCGUGAUUCGAAGUA
Falco peregrinus (peregrine falcon) is the source of this 9711-nucleotide messenger RNA. RefSeq names its product protein phosphatase, Mg2+/Mn2+ dependent 1F (gene PPM1F). Gene Ontology annotation, cellular component: cytosol. The coding region runs from base 119 to 1426 and encodes 435 amino acids. The transcript is spliced from 7 exons. NCBI's taxonomy places the organism in Eukaryota, Metazoa, Chordata, Aves, Falconiformes, Falconidae. Gene Ontology annotation, molecular function: protein serine/threonine phosphatase activity; cation binding. The record is from RefSeq and is a predicted model, not a curated record. Gene Ontology annotation, biological process: protein dephosphorylation; negative regulation of protein kinase activity.